GCGAACCCAACGCUAUUUUUUUGUGAUUCCGGUCAGAUCCGUUUAACUCCUCCGGCUCCGGCAAUCUCUUUCUCCCACUAACGGCGACGUUCCGUUCACCGGCCGAGUGAUGGACUCGGAGUCUACCAUACCCGAUUCACAAACGGACCCACUCUCGAACCCGUUCGACAACCUGUGCCACGACCUGAAUUCCCUCCAAGACCUAGCCACCCGCGGCGCGUGGCGCUCCAUCAUCGACAAGGUCUCACGCGCCAGAGCUCUCUCUCUCCUUCAGAAGCCUCACGAUCACCUCACCUACCUCGCCUUCAACGUCCUCGCCUUCACAAAACUGCGUCGUUUCAACGAAGCUUCCGCUGAGCUCGAUUCCGUUGAAGACCUCGAUAGCUCUCACUACAGGUACGAAACCUACCCGAAAAUAUACUCGAAUCGGGUCGGAUCCAUGGUCCCUUUCUCUCUCCGAUGGCUCCAUGCCCUAAUUCCAAUCAAAUUGGGGCAACGCCAGCAAGGGAUGGAUCGGUUGUACCAUCUCCUCGAUUUCGUGCGCGAGAAGCUGAAGGAGAAGGAAAUGAACAAUCUCGGUGUUUCUCUUGAUGUGUGGAGGAAAAGAGAGGUUUUUGUUGUGAACUGUAUAAUAGGGCACCAUUUGAGUCAGAAAGAGUUUGGUGUGUGUUUGAGCUUGAUGAAGAACUUGCUUUCUCGUGAUGCUUAUUCUUCCGAUCCUUUGUUGAUUUCUCAACUUGGGUAUAUCCAAUUGCAAAUUGGUGACUUGGAGGGUGCGAAAGUUUCUUUUUUUAAAAUCGAGGGGGAAGGGAAGAGUAAUGGGUCGUUGAGCGAGGUUGAGGUUAAGAAUCUUGUGAAUCGAAAUAAGGCAUUGGUGUAUAUGGUUGGGAAGGAUUAUGUAUCUGCAGUGAGGGAGUAUGAAGAGUGCAUUGAGAGGGAUAAUUCGGAUGUAGUGGCUGUUAACAACAAGGCUUUGUGUUUGAUGUAUCUAAGGGACUUGUCUGAUUCUAUCAAGGUGUUGGAAAAUGCGCUUGAAAGGGUUCCUACCGUGGCUCUCAAUGAAACUCUUGUUGUCAAUUUGUGUAGUAUGUACGAAUUGGCGUAUGUUAAUCACUCUGAUAUUAAGAGAACGCUUAGUAGUUGGAUUGCUCGUGUUGCACCUGAUGACUUUGAUGCAACCUGUACUCGUACAUGAGGCUAGUUUCUUUUCUUUCUUUUUCAUCACCCAUUUCCAUUUCCCCCCUGCAACUAGCAUUCUUCAAAUGUAUGACGAAUUUGUUUUAUUAACAGGAUGUUACUUUUUCAUAUUUUACAUGCAUAAUUUAGUUCUUUGCCCAUUC
Molecule: messenger RNA, 1340 nt
Organism: Gastrolobium bilobum
Lineage: Eukaryota; Viridiplantae; Streptophyta; Magnoliopsida; Fabales; Fabaceae
Exons: 1
Coding region: 110-1195 (361 amino acids)
Molecular function (GO): protein binding
Source: RefSeq, a predicted model, not a curated record